Messenger RNA from Cutaneotrichosporon oleaginosum, 2019 nucleotides. RefSeq lists its product as uncharacterized. The record is from RefSeq and is a predicted model, not a curated record. NCBI's taxonomy places the organism in Eukaryota, Fungi, Basidiomycota, Tremellomycetes, Trichosporonales, Trichosporonaceae. Gene Ontology annotation, molecular function: acetolactate synthase activity; thiamine pyrophosphate binding; magnesium ion binding.
CACUGUUCCUUCAAGGGUUGCCCGAGCACCCGGUCUGGUCAACCCCCUUCCCAAUCAGACUCUGUAAGCGCUAGGCCCCGUCAACCCCGCACCACCCCCUACACCGUAAGCCAGCAGGCAACAUCCAUCAUCUACCGCGGCACGAAACAAGACGAUAUCGCAGCUCCUCUCAGUCUGGUCACUGCGGCGACUAUGUGUUCGCUGCGGCGGCUGAGAACGCGCGGACCAGAGGACCGGACGAGCUGCCCAAGCCGAGAAACAUGCUCCGGUUGACCACGCACGACAUGAUGGCCGAGAAUCAACACGCCGACUCGGAUUACCCGGCAAUCCCCAUUCCUUACUUGAACUCACCUCCCCCCCCCUCUCCAUGCGCCUCACCCACCUCCUCAACAUGUCCAAGCGAGGCACUGUUCUCGAGUCGACGUUCGCCGUCUUGCGCGCGCAUGGCAUGAAGGUCAUGUUCGGCAACCCGGGGAGCAACGAGCUCCCUUUCCUGGCGGGCAUGCCCGCCGACUUCGACUACGUUCUGGGGCUGCACGAGGGUGUUGUGGUCGGCAUGGCGGACGGGUACGCGCAGGCGACGGGGCAGCCGGUGCUUGUGAGCCUGCACGCGGCGAGCGGCAGUGGGAACGCGAUGGGCGCGCUCACCAACGCGCGCUACGCGCACUCGCCCCUCGUACUUCUCGCGGGACAGCAGGUGCGGCGCACUGUGGGACAAGAGGUGAUGCUGAGCAGCGUCGACGCGGCAGCACUACCGCGCCCACUCGUGAAGUGGGCACACGAGCCCCUGGCGGCAGAAGACGUUCCGCGCGCCGUGAGCCAGGCGAUCCUCGAGGCGUCGACGGAGCCGCGCGGACCAACGUACCUCUCGGUACCAUACGACGACUGGAAGGAGGGCGCGCUGGCGGACGACGAGCAUCUCCCGGCGCGGAGAGUCCGCACGGCGGGCGCGCUAGACGCAGACCUCGUCGCGGAGCUCGUGGCGCGCCUCGACCGCGCGCAGCGCCCCGUACUCGUCCUCGGUCCGGACGCAGACGGCGCGCAGCCCGCCGCGACGGCGCUCGCCGAGCGCCUCGGCUGCCCUGUAUGGAUUGCCCCAAGUCCGUGUCGGGCGCCCUUCCCUACCGGGCACGGGCUGUUCGCCGGCAUUCUCCCCGCAGGGAUGGAGAGCGUGCGCGCGCGCCUCGAGCCACACGAUGCCGUCCUCGUCGUCGGCGCCCCGGUCAUGCGAUACCAUAAAUGGGAGCCCAGCGCGUACCUCUCCGGCAAGCCCGAUGUGAUCCACAUCACGUGCGAUCCCUCGGAGGCUACGCGCGCGCCUUAUGGCGACGCGGUGAUUGCGUCAAUUGCGCCGGCGCUGCGCGCACUCGCGGACGGCGUGCGCGACCGCGCACAGGGCCCGUUCUCGGUGCGCGAGAUCGCACCAGCUUACCGCGACGCCCGCGGCAUGACAGGCGAAGAGGUGUUGGAAGUGCUCAACGCGCGCACACACGAAGGCAUCACAUACGUGAACGAAACCACGACGCUCGACGCGAUUUGGAUGUCCCGCGUCGCCCUCUCGAGGCCCAGGCAGUAUCACUUCCCCGCGUCGGGCGGGCUGGGGUUCGGCCUACCUGCCGCCGUUGGGAUUGCGCUGGCACGUCCCGAGGUCACGGUCGUUGCAACCGUCGGCGACGGCAGCGCGAACUACGGCAUCACGGCACUGUGGACGGCCGCGCAGCGGCGAACCCGUGUCGUCUUCGUUAUCGUGAAUAACGGGACAUAUGGCGCGCUCCGUCGUUUUGCGGCUGCCAUGGACGCGGAGAAUGCGCCGGGGCUCGACGUGCCCGGCAUCGACUUUGUGCAGCUUGCCCAAGGGUAUGGUGUUCCUGCGUCCCGCACGACGAGCAGAGAGGAGUUUGAGACGGCAUACGCGCAGGCCUUGGCGGCCGAGGGGCCGGUGCUGAUCGACGCACGGGUGUUGCCUUAGGUGCUGCCGAAGUGCAUAGAGGUUCUAUAGACAUGUAUCGCGUUAACGAG